AGCGGCCCCGCCCCGCCCCGCCCCGCCCCGCCCCGCCCCGCGCUCCAUGGCCGCGCGCUCGGAGCGGCUCUUCCGGUUCCGGGGCAGGCGGCGGCGGCGGGUCGGCGCGAUGGUGCUGCUGGAGAGCGAGCAGUUCUUGACAGAACUAACAAGGCUUUUUCAAAAAUGCAGAACCACAGGGAGUGUUUACAUAACACUGAAAAAAUAUGAUGGUCGAACAAAACCCAUUCCACGUAAGGGCCAUGUGGAAGGUUUUGAGCCAGCGGACAAUAAAUGUCUUCUGAGAGCAACGGAUGGGAAGAAAAAGAUUAGCACAGUGGUAAGCUCAAAGGAAGUAAACAAAUUCCAGAUGGCCUAUUCCAACCUGUUGAGAGCUAACAUGGAUGGCCUGAAGAAGAAAGACAAGAAAAGCAAAAAUAAGAAAAGUAAAGCAACCCAGUGAUGGAACAUAACGACUUUCCAUUACUGCAAGACUUGCAUUCUAGCCUUCAAAGUCCAUUUUUUCCUAAGUCAACACUUUCUUUUGGCGGUAGAAUACUGAGAUGUGAACAAUACCUUCACUUAAAUAAAAUGAAAAUAAAAGGUAGUUUCUGUAGAUUGUUAUUUGGCAGGAAUAUUCACAAGAUUAGACUGAAACCUCUUCACUCUCAGCUGCCAUGUUUUGUUACACAGGAUAGUCUGUAAACUGUUUUGGGGGAUGCAAGGGGUGGUCACAAGGGCAAAGUAAGAGUAGAUCUUAAGUAGUGAAUGAAAGCCUAAUUCUGUAGAUAAGCCCCAUGUAAACUAAGUAGGGAAGUUGAGAAUUAGUGGGAGCGUUGACUUUUUUUCUAUUUUAGCUUCUAGAAGUGGUUGGAGGUUAAGAGGUCAUGACCAAAAGAAGCAAGUCCUAGAACUUCAUGUUACAAUUGCAAUGACUGCUUUAGUAAAAGUCUCAUUCUUAUGAAUGUGUUCAGGGAUUUGGUGCUUCUUACUUUGAAUGGUUAUAUUGCUACCACUCUGAAAAUUGUAAAUAUAGUAUCUUGAUGCUUUGUUGUGAAACAGUAAUAUUUGCUUGUUCCUAUUAAACAAUCAGAAGUGCAUUUGGUUGAAAUGA
Molecule: messenger RNA, 1093 nt
Organism: Mauremys mutica (yellowpond turtle)
Lineage: Eukaryota; Metazoa; Chordata; Testudines; Geoemydidae
Gene: SRP14
Product: signal recognition particle 14
Exons: 5
Coding region: 47-442 (131 amino acids)
Biological process (GO): SRP-dependent cotranslational protein targeting to membrane
Cellular component (GO): signal recognition particle, endoplasmic reticulum targeting
Molecular function (GO): 7S RNA binding; endoplasmic reticulum signal sequence receptor activity
Source: RefSeq, a predicted model, not a curated record